This is a messenger RNA of Gongylonema pulchrum, 225 nucleotides long. NCBI's taxonomy places the organism in Eukaryota, Metazoa, Nematoda, Chromadorea, Rhabditida, Gongylonematidae. The record is from the annotation of a GenBank genome assembly.
AUGCAGCAUAUGCCAGCGCUGGUGAGUCUGGUGCGUUGUAUGGCAGCGCUGUGCUGCAUCGAAGAAGUGGUUCGUUUUCUGGAUUCCACUGGUGGCUCCCGGCUUUUUGUUGCUCUAAUCAGAUGUGCUGCUCGAUGCGCUACUGCACCGGUCGAUAUAACUCGAAACUCCGGCAAACGAUGUAUUCAGUUGGAGGAAGCAACUAUCAGUCUGCUUUCACAGUAA